This is a messenger RNA of Acanthamoeba castellanii str. Neff, 939 nucleotides long. RefSeq names its product EGFlike domain containing protein. The coding region runs from base 1 to 939 and encodes 312 amino acids. NCBI's taxonomy places the organism in Eukaryota, Discosea, Longamoebia, Acanthamoebidae. The transcript is spliced from 4 exons. The record is from RefSeq and is a predicted model, not a curated record.
AUGACCAGCCAGGAGCUAAAUCACUUGGGAAGGCUGUCUUUGGUGGGCUGGCUGUUAGUAGCGUCACUUGCUUUCAGCGGAGCCAACUAUUUUGCGGUGGGUCCCACAGGCUCCAACUACCCUGGCUGGCAGCCCUACACAUGGAACUCCGUCACGUCGGCCACCUUCAUUCAAGAAUAUAACACCAACUCAGGCAUCAUAAGCUGCUGUUUUGAUGUCAAGUGGGCCGGCCAGUCUGUGGUGCCCUACUCUACCAACGGCAACCCCUGGUGUUCCACCCAAUACCCCUCCAGCAACGUGGUCUCGCUGGGUACGCCCGUAAGCUGGUACAUGCAAAUCAACUCCGGCAGCGUCUGGCCAGUCUCUACCAACUUCGGAUGCUCCGGCGGUCUCUCCUUCUUUGUGCGAACCGGUUCGCCUCCUUCGGCUUGUAAUGCCUACAACUGCGUCCACGGCACCUGCGUCCCGCAAAGUGGCGGCACGCAGCAAUGCCAAUGCAGCAAAGGCUGGUACGGCAGCAAUUGCGACAUGAUCGUGCCGCCCUUCAACUCCUCCUACUUCUUCGUCCAGUUCACCUGGCAAAACUUCCGUCAAGGUGAGUUUUUCUACAUGGCCAUCGACAGCGAUCGCAACCCGGACGACUGCAGGUGGUUCAUUCGGGGCUACCCUGAGGACCAGAGCGACGGGUCGUCGAUUGGCCUAUCGAGUUUCAACGCGGCGCCGUACGAGAUUUCCUUCGGGACAACGGAAGCCGUAACCUACGCGAGCAUGGGCGUGUGGAUGGUCACGCGAAAACUGACAAGUGGAUCGGUCGCCACAUGUCGUCUCAAGUUCAUCAUGGCUCCCGACACAAAGGGCUGCUUGGCGCAGAGCGGCUUCCUGCCUAUCUGUUAUCUCGGCAACGGUGCACCCCUCUACUUUCAGCUCCAGCAACUUUGA